Knipowitschia caucasica is the source of this 1932-nucleotide messenger RNA. The record is from the annotation of a GenBank genome assembly. NCBI's taxonomy places the organism in Eukaryota, Metazoa, Chordata, Actinopteri, Gobiiformes, Gobiidae.
AUGUUUGUUGAGACGGACCCUCCCCCUCCUGCUGAGCCCAGACACCAGCCCUGGAUCGACCAAUCACAGCUGUCGCAGGAAGACGGCGAAGAGGAACUAUCAGACCUCACUACAGCCGCACAGGAACCAUCAGACCUCACUACAGCCGCACAGGAACCAUCAGACCUCACUACAGCCGCACAGGAACCAUCAGACCUCACUACAGCCGCACAGGAACCAUCAGACCUCACUACAGCCGCACAUGAACCAUCAGACCUCACUACAGCCGCACAGGAACCAUCAGACCUCACUACAGCCGCACAGGAACCAUCAGACCUCACUACAGCCGCACAGGAACCAUCAGACCUCACUACAGCCGCACAGGAACCAUCGGACCUCACUACAGCCGCACAGGAACCAUCAGACCUCACUACAGCCGCACAGGAACCAUCAGACCUCACUACAGCCGCACAUGAACCAUCAGACCUCACUACAGCCGCACAGGAACCAUCAGGCCUCACUACAGCCGCACAGGAACCAUCAGACCUCACUACAGCCGCACAGGAACCAUCAGGCCUCACUACAGCCGCACAGGAACCAGAAACUAUUUGCAUACGUCUCCUCCUGGGCACAGAUGGCACAGAGCAGGACACAGAGCAGGACACAGAGCGGGACACAGAGCAGGACACAGAGCAGGACACAGAGCGGGACACAGAGCAGGACACAGAGCGGGACACAGAGCAGGACACAGAGCAGGACACAGAGCGGGACACAGAGCAGGACACAGAGCAGGACACAGAGCAGGACACAGAGCGGGACACAGCAGGACACAGAGCGGGACACAGAGCGGGACACAGAGCAGGACACAGAGCGGGACACAGAGCGGACACAGAGCGGGACGCAGAGCGGGACACAGAGCGGGACACAGAGCGGGACACAGAGCAGGACAGAGAGCGGGACACAGAGCAGGACACAGAGCGGGACACAGAGCGGGACACAGAGCGGGACACAGAGCGGACACAGAGCAGGACACAGAACGGGACACAGAGCAGGACACAGAGCAGGACACAGAGCGGGACACAGAGCAGGAGACAGAGCAGGACACAGAGCGGACACAGAGCGGACACAGAGCGGGACACAGAGCAGGACACAGAGCAGGACACAGAGCGGGACACAGAGCGGGACACAGAGCAGGACACAGAGCAGGACACAGAGCGGGACACAGAGCAGGACACAGAGCGGGACACAGAGCGGGACACAGAGCGGGACACAGAGCGGGACACAGAGCAGGACACAGAGCGGGACACAGAGCAGGAGACAGAGCAGGACACAGAGCAGGACACAGAGCGGGACACAGAGCAGGACACAGAGCGGGACACAGAGCGGGACACAGAGCGGGACACAGAGCGGGACACAGAGCGGGACACAGAGCGGACACAGAGCAGGAGACAGAGCAGGACACAGAGCAGGACACAGAGCGGGACACAGAGCAGGAGACAGAGCGGGACACAGAGCAGGACACAGAGCAGGACAACAGAGCGGGACACAGAGCGGACACAGAGCGGACACAGAGCGGUGACACAGAGCGGGACACAGAGCGGACACAGAGCGGGACACAGAGCACAGAGCGGGACACAGAGCGGGACACAGAGCGGGACACACAGAGCGGGAGCGGACACAGAGCAGGAGACAGAGCAGGACACAGAGCAGGACACAGAGCGGGACACAGAGCAGGAGACAGAGCGGGACACAGAGCAGGACACAGAGCGGGACACAGAGCGGGACACAGAGCGGGACACAGAGCAGGAGACAGAGCAGGACACAGAGCAGGACACAGAGCGGGACACAGAGCAGGAGACAGAGCGGGACACAGAGCGGGACACAGAGCGGGACACAGAGCAGGACACAGAGCGGGACACAGAGAGACCUGAGUCACUCCACGCUCGGCUUUAA